Messenger RNA from Guillardia theta CCMP2712, 4319 nucleotides. RefSeq lists its product as hypothetical. Bases 1 to 4134 code for a protein of 1377 amino acids. The record is from RefSeq and is a predicted model, not a curated record. The transcript has 18 exons. Gene Ontology annotation, molecular function: molybdenum ion binding; FAD binding; iron ion binding. Lineage: Eukaryota; Cryptophyceae; Pyrenomonadales; Geminigeraceae.
AUGCUGCUCCUCUCCAUGCUGCUCCUCUCCAUACAUUCUCUUAUUGCUAAGGAAAUGACUAGCAGCAAAAUCCCAAGGCGACGCGGGAGAAUUGACAUGGCACCCCCGGCUGGAGCUGUUGAGGUUGCUACAGGCAGCAAGAUCGAUGGCCUGGCACUCAAGGAUGCUGGCAUUCAGAAGGAUCUCUAUCUCUUUGUAAAUGGCAAGGAGUACAAGCUUAAACCCAUGCAAGACUUUCAACCGGACCAGACUCUGUUGACAUGGUUGAGAUCUGUGGGGCUCACUGGCACGAAACUUGGCUGCGGUGAAGGAGGAUGUGGCGCCUGCACUGUCUCGUCGUCUCACUACGAUCCCGCCUCACAGAAGGUUGUACAUCGGGCGGUCAAUGCCUGUAUCACCCCAGUGUGUGCAAUGGAAGGAUGUCAUGUAGUCACAGUAGAAGGGAUCGGAAAUUCCAAGAUCGGGCUGCAUCCUGUGCAGAAGCGGUUGUCGGACAAGCAUGGUUCUCAGUGCGGAUUCUGCACGCCGGGUUUUGUGAUGUCCAUGUACUCCCUGUUGCGAAACAACCCAACGCCAAACGAGCAUGAGGUCGAGCACUGCAUCGAUGGAAACUUGUGUAGAUGUACGGGAUAUCGACCGAUUCUUGAAGCCUUCAAGACCUUCUGUCCCGGUGAAAGUGAGGAAAAAUCGGCAAAGAGCAACGGCUGCUGCAAUGGAACGUCUCCGGCGCCGUACAACCCGAGUAGCGAAAUGGAAUUCCCUCCGCAGCUCCUGCCGUCAAAAUAUUCCUCGCGCGACCUCCAGUUCCAAGGCUCCAGGUGUACAUGGUAUCGCCCGACCUCAAUGAGCAGCCUGCUGGCGCUGAAGGCCCAACACCCUGCCGCAAAGAUCGUCGUCGGCAACUCCGAGCUGGAGAUCGAGCGCAAGUUCCGUAGCUCCAACUGGGAGGUCCUCGUGUGCACCACGCACGUCCCCGAGAUGAACGAGCUGAGAAAUCUAUCCAACGGGGUCCACAUAGGAUCUGCUGUGACCCUGUCAAGGAUCUACGACCACCUGAACCAGCUGCUGGCCAGCAAGGAGGAACACUCGACGUACAACUUCAAGGCCAUGCUGCAGCAGCUCCGGUGGUUUGCGGGGACGCCGAUUAGGAACGUGGCGGCCAUAGGAGGCAACAUCUGCAACGCCUCCCCCAUCUCAGACCUCAACCCGGUGCUGAUGGCGUGCGGUGCUGUCCUGACUCUCAUCAAGGUCGACGGGUCGACCAGGGAGAUCUCUGCCAAGGAGUUCUUCAAGGAACGGAUGUACAGGCAGACUCACCUCGGGCCGGACGAGCUCCUUCUCUCAGUCUUCGUUCCUGAGACGAAGCCGAUGGAGUUCUCGCAAGGCUACAAGGUCUCUCGCAGGAGGGACGACGAUAUCGCCAUCGUCACUGCCGGCCUUCGCGUCCGCCUCGAGCAGAAACCCGAAGGCUUCGUGGUUGUUGACUGCGGUCUUGCCUACGGUGGCAUGGCCGCGAGCUCGGUGAACGCGAAGAAGACGGAAGAGUUUCUGAAGGGUAAGACGAUGAGUCACGAGCUCAUCCGUCAGGCUCUUGAGGUCCUCCCCGACGAUCUCCCGCUCGCCGACAACGCGCCGGGAGGGAUGAUCGAGUUCCGAAAGACUCUGAGCGCCAGCUUCCUCUUCAAAUUCGGUAUCUUCGUCCUCCAGCAGAUCGCUCCUGCUGCUGUCGACCCGGCUGAACAGAGCGCGGGGAUCCCCUACAGCCGGCCGGUGAGCAGCGGGUUGCAGCACUACACUGAGACAGGUCACAAGAUCAUCAUGGACCCAGCCGGUCAGGCGAUGACGGGCCCGUUCGACGUGGAGGGAGGAGUCGGCAAGGCUGUCAAGCACCUAGCUGGAGACUUGCACGUGACUGGAGAGGCGGUGUACGUCGACGACAUGCCCAACCCUCCUGGUGGGCUCUAUGGUGGACUUGUGCUGAGCCAGAAGUCCCGAGCCAGGCUCGUGUCGGUGGAUCCCUCGCCUGCUCUAGCGCUGGCUGGAGUACACGGCUACUUCGACCACAAGGACGUGGAAGGGAACAACGUCUUCGGGGCGGUGAUCUGGGACGAGGAGGUCUUUGCGACCAAGGAAGUCUUCACGACCGGGCAAGUGAUCGGUAUCGUCGUCGCAGACUCUGCGAUCCUCGCGCGACAGGCGGCGAGCAUGGUGAAGGUGGAGUACGAGGUGCUGGACGCCAUCCUUUCCAUCGAGGAGGCAGUCGCUGCGGAGAGCUUCAUCGGGGACGAGGGCAAGAUUGAGAGUGGAAACGUCGACGAGGCCAUGGCAAAGGCAGAGAAGCAGAUCAGCGGAGAGGUUCGCAUCGGAGGGCAGGAGCACUUCUACCUCGAGACUCAGGCUUCACUCGUCGUGCCCGGUGAAAACAACGAGUUCAUCGUCCACACUUCCUCCCAGAACCCCACCAAGACCGCCAACUACGUUGCCCACGUCCUCGGCAUCCCCAAGGCCAAGGUUGUGUGCAAGGUGAAGAGGAUGGGAGGAGGCUUCGGCGGCAAGGAGACGAGGAACGUCUUUAUCAGCAUGGCCUGCGCCGUCGCUGCCAAGAAGCUCAACCGCUCUGUGCGGAUCAUGCUCGACCGCGAUCACGACAUGUGCAUCUCCGGGCAACGGCACCCGUUCCUGUCCAAGUACAAGGUGGGCUUCAACAAGGAUGGGCUCAUUACAGCGGUGGACGUGAAGCUGUACAGCAACGGGGGGAUGUCGUUGGACCUCUCCCGCCCUGUCCUCGAGCGCGCCAUGUUCCACAUCGAGAAUGCCUACAGCAUCCCCAACGUCCGAGUGACUGGCAGGGUCUGCCGCACCAACCUCCCCUCCAACACCGCCUUCCGAGGCUUUGGCGGCCCCCAAGGCAUGAUGGCCUGCGAGGCCUACAUGGAGCACGUGGCAAGAGAGCUUGGGGUGCAUGCUGACGAAAUUCGAGCGAAGAACCUUUACCCCACGAGAGGAGGCGUCACCCCCUACCGGCAGGAGCUGGUCGACUGCCACCUGCGGGAGAUGUGGGCCGAGCUGCAGUCCAGCUGCGACUACACGAGGAGGCGAGCUGAGGUGGAUGAGUUCAACAAGAAGAACAAGUGGAAGAAGAGAGGAAUCAGCAUGAUGCCUGUCAAGUUCGGAAUGUCAUUCACUGCCAAGUUCAUGAACCAGGCUUCGGCGCUCGUCCACGUCUACACGGACGGGACCGUCUUGGUCUCGCACGGAGGCACCGAGAUGGGGCAGGGGCUGCACACCAAGAUGUGUCAGAUCGCCGCGUCCGAGCUGGGGGUCUCGCUGGACAAAGUCUUCGUGACUGAGACCGCAACCGACAAGUGCGCCAACACUCACCCGACCGCCGCGUCCGUCGGUGCGGAUCUCAACGGCUUCGCCGUGCAGGACGCGUGCAAGCAGAUCGCGGCCCGGCUCGAGAGGUUCAGGCAGGCGAAGCCUGGGGCGACGCUCGCGGAGAUCGCCAUGGCGGCAUGGCUGGACCGGGUGGACCUGACGGCCCAUGGCUUCUACAAGACGCCUGACAUCGGAUACAACUUCCAGACGGGAGAGGGUCGGGCCUUCCACUACUUCGCCUACGGGGUCGCGUGCUCGGAGGUGGAAGUGGACGUGCUGACCGGAGACUUCUCGACGCUCCGGGCUGACAUCCUGCAUGACGUGGGCGACUCGCUCAACCCGGCGGUGGACGUGGGGCAGGUGGAGGGAGCCUUCGUGCAGGGGAUGGGGCUCUUCACGCUAGAGGAGCUGGUGUGGAUGAACAACGGCCAGCUCUUCACCCGGGGCCCGUCGACGUACAAGAUCCCUUCCGCCAACGACAUCCCGAUCGACAUGCGGGUCAAACUCUUCGAGAACUGCCCCAACAGGAGGACCAUCUACUCGUCCAAGGGCGUCGGAGAACCUCCCCUCAACCUCGCCAUCUCCGUCUUCAACGCCAUCCGUGAAGCGGUGGGGGCGGCGAGGAGAGACGCUGGGAAGGAGGGUCACUUCCGAAUGGACACGCCGGCCUCGUGCGAGAGGAUCAGGUUGGCUAUGGGUGACUUCAUCCUUGGCAAGUACGCGGCCUCCGACGUCUUGGCCAAGGGCUCCUGGUGAAGGAGGAGAGCAGGAGGAAGAGCGGGAGGAGGGGGUCAUGGAGCUUCAAGGGCUGAGGCGAGGGGAGAGUUUGAUGGUGUGCUGGUUCAAUCUUCGUGUGUGGAUGUUGCAAUGAUGUUGAGGAGUGAGAGCUGCUGCUUGUUUCUAAGUGAAAGAGGAAACUACAUUACAAGCAAAUCAAUAAC